GCCAAAAACGAAGAUCGAACGGCUAUAUUUUAGUAGCCGUUAAUUUCAAAAUAGAGAAAGAAUGCAUGCGGGGACAUUGCCCCGUUGGCCUUCCAUCCUUGAUCUAAUUUUCGCUUUUUCCUUUGUUCGUUUUCUUACCUUUUAUUCCGUUCAUUAUAAUCAUCCCCAAUCAAAUCCUUUCCUCUUAACUUCUCUAUUUUUUUCUUUUUUUUUUUGGACGGGACAAUCCAAAAUCCUUUAAAGAAGCCCAAGAGAGUGAGUCGAGUGACCAAGGAGGCGGCUUUAGAAGACAAUAGAGCGUAGAGGGUUCUCUAAUGGAGUUUCUUUCCGGUGUUUUAAGGACUGAAGCUCAGUUUCAGUUGAUUUAUUAGCUUGAAUUUUCUCUUGGAUUGGACUAAACGCAACUUGAACCCAAGUUCUCUGCUACUACUGAGUUUAUUGAUCACGAUGGGUGGAUUAGAAGAGAAUAUAUAUCAGGACACUACAAACCCCUCAUUUUUUCAAGGUUCAAGAAUUGGGGGUGCUAAGUUUGCUAAGGAGAUGGGAAACAAUCAGAGAAGGGCAUUGAGUAGUAUCAAUCCUAACAUUUUUGGGGCAACUCAUAAUCCUUAUGUCAUCAACAAAAGGGAUUUUUCUGGGAAGCUACUACCAGCUCAUGUCGUUCAGCAUUGCUCUGAAGUUUGUAAUCGUCAAACUCAGAAUCUAAACUUAUUGGCAGUAAAGUCUAGUGGCAUAGAGGACUGUCAGAUUGUAGAAGUGGAGGACUUUGAGGAUAACAAGGAUGUCCCAGUACCAAUGUUUGUGAAGCACACAGAAGCUCUUCUAGAUGAAUUUGAUCAGGAGGAAGUUGAAAUGGAAGAUGUGGAAGAUGAAGAAGAAGAUGUGGAAGAGGAACCUGUCAUGGAUAUCGACAGCAGCAAUUUGAAAGAUCCACUUUCAGUUGUUGAGUAUGUAAAUGAAAUUUAUGUCCACUAUAGGAAAACUGAGUGUUUAAGCUGUGUCUCUCCAAAUUACAUGGCUCAUCAACCUGACAUUAAUGAUAAAAUGAGAGCCAUACUCAUUGACUGGCUUAUUGAGGUUCACCACAAGUUUGAACUCAUGGAAGAGACACUUUUCCUGACUGUCAAUCUGAUUGAUAGGUUCUUAGAACGACAAAUAGUGAUCAGAAAGAAGCUUCAGUUAGUUGGGGUAACAGCAAUGUUAUUGGCAUGCAAGUAUGAGGAGGUUUCAGUCCCUGUAAUUGAGGAUUUUGUGCUCAUAACUGACAAGGCAUACACAAAGCAAGAUGUUCUAGACAUGGAGAAAUUGAUUGUGAAUGAGUUACAAUUCAACUUUUCUGUCCCUACACCAUUUGUUUUCUUGAGGAGAUUUCUCCAAGCCGCUCAGUCAAACAAAAAACUUGAAAUUUUGUCAUCCUACAUCAUUGAGUUGUGCUUAGUGGAGUACAAAAUGCUCAAGUUUUCGCCGUCUUUACUCGCUGCUGCAGCAAUUUACACUUCUCAGUGUACUCUCUGCGGGUCUAAGCAGUGGAGUAAGACCAGCGAGUGGUACUCUAAUUAUUCAGAAAACCAACUCCUAGAAUGCUCAAGAUUGAUGGUUUCUUUCCAUCAAAAGGCUGGAAAGGAUAAGAAACUGACUGGAGUAUACAGGAAAUACAACACAAAGAAAUUUGGGUUCGCAGUUAGAGCUGAACCAGCAAACUUUCUAAUAGGUGUGUCUACCGAGUUUUGAGUUCCUUUUUCGAAUUUCAAACCGAAAAGCAACAAAAGUUGCCCCCCCCCCCACCCUUCUUCUCUUCUCUGCUCUGCUAAGUCUUAAAACAAACAAAACAUAUAUAUACACCAACGGCUUUUCUGAGCACAAUUUUAGUGGGUUUCUUUCUUCUUUUGUUGCCAAAAACUUAUUAUUUAGCAGUGUUGAUCUGUGUGACCAUGAAUCUAUAUUUCUACUACAUUCACGGUUUUAUUUUGUAAGUAGUGUUAGAUGUGUAGAUAUGUUUCUUUCUCCUCCCCCCUCUUGUCAGAACUGAAUUUUUAUAUAUACACACAACAUCAUACUCUAUAAUGUUUAAGGAUGAGAAUCAAUAAUUCAUUUCUGCCCACCGUUUUUGGGGUUCUGG
Cannabis sativa is the source of this 2119-nucleotide messenger RNA. RefSeq names its product G2/mitotic-specific cyclin-2. The transcript has 11 exons. The record is from RefSeq and is a predicted model, not a curated record. The coding region runs from base 448 to 1731 and encodes 427 amino acids. NCBI's taxonomy places the organism in Eukaryota, Viridiplantae, Streptophyta, Magnoliopsida, Rosales, Cannabaceae. Gene Ontology annotation, cellular component: nucleus; cyclin-dependent protein kinase holoenzyme complex; centrosome. Gene Ontology annotation, biological process: mitotic cell cycle phase transition; regulation of cyclin-dependent protein serine/threonine kinase activity. Gene Ontology annotation, molecular function: cyclin-dependent protein serine/threonine kinase regulator activity.